UGUCCCACUGCUUCCAGAGAUCUCACUCCUUCCGGUCCGCCCUUGCUCUGCUGUCUUCAGCUCUCCACAUUGGGUCUUUCAACCUCAACCUCAGUGUCCUCUCAUCUAAAAAGGUUUCCUAAAAGACAGAAAAAUGGAGGAAUCAGUAAACCAAAAGCAACCAUUGAAUGAGAAGCAGAUAACCAAUUCUGAAGAUGGAUAUGUAUGGCAAGUCACCGAUAUGAAUCGACUGCACCGGUUCUUGUGUUUUGGUUCUGAAGGUGGGACUUACUAUAUCAAAGAACAGAAGUUGGGCCUUGAAAAUGCAGAAGCUUUAAUUAGAUUGAUUGAAGAUGGCAGAGGAUGUGAAGUGAUACAGGAAAUAAAGUCAUUUAGUCAAGAAGGCAGAACCGCAAAGCAGGAGCCUACGCUCUUUGCACUUGCCAUUUGUUCCCAAUGUUCUGACAUAAGCACAAAACAGGCAGCGUUUAAAGCUGUGUCUGAAGUUUGUCGCAUUCCUACACAUCUCUUUACUUUUAUCCAGUUUAAGAAAGAUCUGAAGGAAAGCAUGAAAUGUGGCAUGUGGGGUCGUGCCCUCCGGAAGGCUAUUGCAGACUGGUACAAUGAAAAAGGGGGCAUGGCCCUUGCUCUGGCAGUUACAAAAUAUAAGCAAAGAAAUGGCUGGUCUCACAAAGAUCUGUUAAGAUUGUCACAUCUUAAGCCUUCCAGUGAAGGACUUGCUAUUGUGACCAAAUAUAUUACAAAGGGCUGGAAAGAGGUCCAUGAAUUAUAUAAAGAAAAAGCACUUUCUGUGGAGACUGAAAAGUUAUUAAAGUAUCUGGAGGCUGUAGAGAAAGUGAAGCACACAAAAGAUGAGCUGGAAGUCAUUCAUCUAAUAGAAGAGCAUAGAUUAGUUAGGGAACAUCUUCUAACAAAUCACUUAAAGUCUAAAGAGAUAUGGAAGGCUUUGUUACAAGAAAUGCCUCUUACUGCAUUACUAAGAAAUCUAGGAAAGAUGACUGCCAAUUCAGUGCUUGAACCAGGAAAUUCAGAAGUAUCUUUAGUAUGUGAAAAACUGUGUAACGAAAAACUGUUGAAAAAGGCUCGUAUACAUCCAUUUCAUGUUUUAAUUGCAUUAGAAACUUAUAAAAUAGGGCAUGGGCUCAGAGGAAAACUGAAGUGGUGCCCUGAUGAAGACAUUCUGACAGCUUUGGAUGCCGCUUUUUAUAAAACGUUUAAGACAGUUGAGCCAACUGGAAAGCGUUUCCUGCUGGCUGUUGAUGUCAGUGCUUCUAUGAACCAAAGAGUUUUGGGCAGUGUGCUCAACGCUAGCACAGUGGCUGCAGCCAUGUGCAUGGUUGUCACACGAACAGAAAAAGAUUCUUAUGUAGUUGCUUUUUCAGAUGAAAUGGUACCAUGUCCAGUGACUACAGAUAUGACCUUACCACAGGUCUUAAUGGUUAUGAAUCAGAUCCCAGCAGGUGGAACUGACUGCUCUCUUCCAAUGAUCUGGGCUCAAAAGACAAAUACAGCUGCUGAUGUCUUCAUUGUGUUCACUGAUAAUGAGACCUUUGCUGGAAGUGUCCAUCCAGCUCUUGCUCUGAGGGAGUAUCGAAAGAAGAUGGGUAUUCCAGCUAAAUUGAUUGUUUGUGGAAUGACAUCAAAUGGUUUUACCAUUGCAGACCCAGAUGAUAGAGGCAUGUUGGAUAUGUGUGGCUUUGAUACUGGAGCUCUGGAUGUAAUUCGAAAUUUCACAUUAGAUGUGAUUUAACCAUAAGCACCAGCAUGAGCUAAGAGGUCCGUUGCCAUCAGUGAUCUCACUAAAAAUACGAAGCUACUUCCCAGCUAAUCUUAAUCCAAUGAAAGAUGAUAAAAUGAUGGUAUAGUAUGUGCAUAAUGGAAAGUUUACCUUACCAAAAAAAAAAGAAAGGAAAAAUCAGAUGAGCCCAAAGUUCUUUCUGCCUACUAAACUAGCUCUUGGGAAAUAGCUUCAGAAUACACUGUAGCUCCCUCUAUCUAAUAGAGAACUUCUUAUUGAUAGAGACUGUAAAUAGUCAAACAGUUUUGCUUUGCAUAACAAUCACAUUUGUACUUAAAAGAAGUGAGAGCCAAAAGUGUAAGUAGUUUCAUAUCAUGUCACUUGUUUCAGAAGUGCUUCCAGUUUUCUUAAAUGUUUUCAUUGGGAAAGGACAGCUUUGAUAAUGUCCAUAUACUCUGAAAUGCACUGGACCAUUUAACUGUGAUGGAAUAUGAAACUCAUCUGUAAACUUUUAUACCAAGGAGGUAAAAAAAAAAAAAAAAAAGAAGAUGUUUGAUUAAAUUAUGAGUGAGUUUUACAAAUUCCAUUAAGAGUUUUCUAAGAUCACAUAAAUAGCAGCUUUCUUAAUUCAGUGAAAAAGAUAUUUUGUUUCUGAUGUCUUGUUUACACUUGAUUGUUACCAUUAACUAGAAACAUAAUGGAAACCCCUGAGAAAAGACUCUAAAGUUUAUGUCAGCUGAGGAAGUCUAUUUGGUUUGCUUUUUGUUUGUUUGUUUUGGUGUAUUUUAUUGCUGUGAGUGAGGGGCGUGACUUGACAGUUUCCUCUGAAUUAUAACAGCAUAACCUCAGGUAGUCACACUUUCUUUUUUUCAUACUCUUAAAUGAAAACAACAUAAAAUAUUUCAAGCAUUUAACUCCGCUCGUAAUCUGAAAGUAUGACAAUUAAAAUCUCAACUGUAAGCAGAUUAGCUUUUUCCUUACUUUAAAAUAAAUAUUGUUCUAAUUACUUUUAACUAUUUUUUUUAGCCAAUUAUAAAUGGGUUUUAGAUAUUUUCUAAUUGUAAGCAUGUCAGUGGCCUCCUAUGUCUUUGUCCAUUAUUCAUUGUGGCAAAACAUUCUUUUUUGAUAGUAUAAAAAAAUAAUAAAGCAAGGUAGGUCUUUCAGGUUUGAAAGGCAGUUUUUGAGUAGCAUAGUUACCACUAACGAGUCUCUAAGAAAUGAUUUAUUUCUAUUUUAUUCGUGUAUAUUAAACUUUCUUUUCACUACACUAAAGUGCAUUUUGUUGAGCAAAGAUCCCUUUGUGGGGAGGUUUAACUUUUGAAAUGCCAGUAUCUGCUCAUAAUUAUAUCAUGGUUGUCUAAGAUAGCUUACACAUAAAACUUCAGCUUUUAUGUAUUCUUUAAAUAUUAAUUAGGGAUUUACUGGGGAUUUAUGAAGCCCUUUUCACUGUUAUGUGAAAAGUCAAACUAGUAAGUGUAAAUUAUGGAUAUUUACAUGCUUGGAAGGGUUAGAGGUUUUAUGUUUUGUGGGGAAGGGGGACUUUAGUAGUGUUAGAAUUUGUGUAGAUAUUUUCUUCUGUUUCAUGGGAAAUUUGGGCUCUAGGAGUGACAAGAAAAUGCUCCUUUCAAAGUUAUUUGACAGAUUUAUGCUGGCUCCAAUAUGUAGCCAUUCCUUCAAGGCUAGCAAUUUGUAAAUGUUGUGAUUUACCUGAGAACUUUUUGGUCAGCAAAGCUAAUAGCACCCCUCCACCCCCACCCAAAAUACAUUGCUUCUGAUGUCAUUCUGUUUUUAACCCUCUGUCAAGCAUUGGAUAUAAUGUGUUAGCUACUUUUGAUACAUUAAAAUAUUACGUUCAGGUUGAAUUUAAAGUUUAAACAACCUAAUAGAAUUAAGUUCUCGUUUUUGAAUUCUUUAAGUAAACCAAGAUCUUAAAAGUUAUAACAUGAUCUAAUUUUUUAUUCCUAAUAGAAAUGUUUAAUGGAAUAUAGUAUAAGUUUAUUUCCCUCAGUUAUGUACUAUCUCUGUAGUGGUUUUAAACAGAUAUAUUCACAAGCGAAUAUUAAAUCCAUCAGAGAAAUCAGAUUAGAUGUGACCUUUUUGAAGUAUUUAGGUAAGUCUCAUUAAAUAGAUUAGGGUGAGAUUUAAGAAAGAAGAAAAAGAAUACUAAAAGGAGCCACCCCAGAAAGUAACUUUAUUUUCAAAUCAUGGAAUUUUAGAGCUGGAAGAAACCUCUGAAAUUUAAAAGGUAAUUUUUUAAUUUAGGGAUCCGAGGUCUAAGAGAGUGUGGCUUUGGAGCACUAGAUCUAGAAAUCUUGGUCUCUUCGUUCCCAUCCCAGUGUUCAUUUCUCCACAAAAUGGAAAACACUGACUCCCAAGAGUAGGGGAUAAAAUAGUUACUCAGACUUUUAUCUUUCUAGGUAUUAGGAAGUAGUCUAUAUACAUGAUUGCUUUGGGAGUAGAAAAACAGAGAAAUUGUGAACAUGUAGACUUCUGCAGUUCAUAGUAAUCCCCAAGCACAAUUAACAUCUUAAUAACCUGUGUUCCUAUAUAACAUACUCCUAUAGAAAAAAUAAAAAACUUACCUCAUUAUGAAUAAAAUGUACUCAAGUGAUAAAGAA
Diceros bicornis minor is the source of this 4356-nucleotide messenger RNA. It is a transcript of the gene RO60, whose product is annotated as Ro60, Y RNA binding protein. Gene Ontology annotation, molecular function: RNA binding. The transcript is spliced from 9 exons. Gene Ontology annotation, cellular component: ribonucleoprotein complex. The record is from RefSeq and is a predicted model, not a curated record. The coding region runs from base 134 to 1750 and encodes 538 amino acids. Lineage: Eukaryota; Metazoa; Chordata; Mammalia; Perissodactyla; Rhinocerotidae.